Messenger RNA from Aspergillus saccharolyticus JOP 1030-1, 609 nucleotides. RefSeq lists its product as uncharacterized. The coding region runs from base 1 to 609 and encodes 202 amino acids. The transcript has 3 exons. Lineage: Eukaryota; Fungi; Ascomycota; Eurotiomycetes; Eurotiales; Aspergillaceae. The record is from RefSeq and is a predicted model, not a curated record.
AUGGGUAGUCAGGCCUCUCUCAGAGUCAUUUCUAUCGAGGCAAACUCCCUUACUAGCUCAGUCAACCUGACCACAGUGAACACCUUUGGUUCAUAUGGGUUUGGUAACGCCGAGGGUGUAGCGGAAGCUUCCCACCUGGUGGUGAAGCCCCAUCAGUGCCACUAUUAUGGCGGCCGAGCUCCUGGGUACCCGGAACCAGGGUUUUGGGGUAACGUGCGCUUCCCGAUGAUCGAGAAUCUAAACACCGAUGGUGGCUGGACGGCAAUGCCUCGAGGAGAACAAUUUGACGAGAGGAUUAGCCAUCUUCACAAUCAGCUCUGGAAGGUCAUCUUCGAGACCCAGAAUGUCAUUCUCAAUGUCGACAAGAUCUCCAAAGCAUGGCCCGGAAAUGACAAGCCCUCCCCCAAAGUCAUCCAGAGACACCUGGAGCGAGUCCGCAAAAGCGGAAGUGGAAUCAGCUUUCAGACAAGCCAGAAACGAGCUGGCGCUAAGCAUGGAGCUAGUACUCCUCGUAAGAAGCAUAAGAGAGCUGCCAAGAAGGUGGAAGAGACCUCCGAGGAUGAGGAUGAAGGCGAGGAGUCUCCUGCAGCGGUGGCCCAUGAGGAGUAA